CUAAAAUUUGAUUCCAAGAAAGCGACAAGAACCAAAUGACCAAUUCCAAGUUUCAAGCUUAUGAGAAGAAAAGAAACAGCCAACCCAUUUUUUUCAUCUCUAGAUCUUCCUCUGUAGUCGGAAACCAGAAACCAGAGACCUGAUUGUUUCUCUGCAAAAAACCAAUAAUCAACUGUUUUUCUUAUUCUCAUUCCCUAACAAUCAGCCUCUCUCUCUGUGUUUCAAUACCCAACAAAGCACAGCUUUCAAUUUUCUCGAUCUCUGAAAAAAUGCCUUCUCCAAUCCUCCCUGUAACUGUAAAACAAUCGCCCGAACACUCCUUUCUUGACCCAUCUCCUUCCCUAUCCCCACCCACCUCCGCAAACUCCAUAAUGUUACUAAAACAAGAGAUUCUUGAUGACCCAACAGCCAGGCUUUUGAUUUCUUCUCCUUUUGAUGAAGAAACUGCUGUUUCCACUAAGCCUCUUUUGUCCCGGUCUUCUAGUUUUGUAGGUACUACCACCAUAGCUUUUACUUCUGCAAAUUCUUAUCAAAAGAGACGCCGAAGGAUCGCUAGUGAUACUUCCCUCCCUUCCCUUUCUGAUACAGGUAGUCCUCGCCAAUCCGUUAGUCGUGAAAUCGGUCAUGCCGCUGCCGAGACGUUUCUGCUUACUAGAUUGAGUCUGAAGCUCUUAAGAUAUCUAGGGGUAGGCUACAAAUGGAUCAUGAGAUUCCUUGCCCUUGGGUGUUACUCUUUGAUGCUUUUGCCAGGUUUUAUCCAAGUUGGAUAUUAUUAUUUUUUCUCUAGUCAGGUCCAGAGAAGUAUAGUAUAUGGUGAUCAACCAAGAAAUAGGCUUGAUUUGUAUUUACCAAAAAAUACUGAUGGGCCAAAGCCAGUUGUUGCAUUUGUAACUGGGGGGGCCUGGAUUAUUGGUUAUAAAGCAUGGGGUUCUCUUUUAGGUAAGCAGUUAUCAGAAAGAGAUAUCAUGGUGGCUUGUAUAGAUUACAGAAAUUUCCCUCAGGGAACCAUGAGUGACAUGGUGAAGGAUGCUUCUCAAGGCAUCUCAUUUGUGUGCAAUAACAUUGCUCAAUAUGGAGGUGAUCCUAACAGGAUUUAUUUAAUGGGUCAGUCAGCUGGUGCACAUAUUGCUGCUUGUGCUCUGGUGGAGCAGGCAAUCAAGGAGACCAGUGAAGGAGAAAGCAUUACUUGGAGUGUUUCCCAGAUUAAGGCUUAUUUUGGUCUAUCUGGAGGGUACAAUUUGUUGAACCUGGUAGAUUACUUCCACAGCCGUGGUUUGUACCGUUCCAUCUUUCUAAGCAUAAUGGAAGGAGAAGACUCUUUACGAAGAUUUUCUCCUGAAGUAAUUGUACAGGACCCCACCUUAAAGAAUGCAGUUUCUCUCCUACCUCCUAUUAUUCUUUUUCAUGGUACUGAUGAUUAUUCCAUUCCAUUUGAUGCCAGUAAAAAUUUUGCUGAAACUCUUCAAAGAGUUGGAGUUAGAGCUGAAUCAAUUUUAUAUGAAGGGAAGACUCAUACGGAUGUGUUCCUUCAGGAUCCAAUGAGAGGUGGCAAAGAUCAGAUGUUUGAAGAUUUAGUUGCAAUCGUUCAUGCUGGAGAUCCAGAAGCCCAGGAAAAAGAUGCAGGGGCUCCUCCAAGAAGACGUCUUGUUCCUGAAUUCAUGCUACAGGUGGCGCGCAGAGUCAGCCCUUUCUAACUGUUCCCAAACACUUUUAACUUCCCAACUACUAACCAUAAAACCCCAACUGAUGUAAAUAUCACUAAUGGGAGUUGAUCAUUUUUCAUCAUCUGUUUCGUGUGGCUUUUACACUCGUCUUCCUCUUGUUGUUGUUCUUCUUAUUUUAAUAUUUUUCCCAUAUAGAUGGAGGGUUCCUUUCUUUA
Molecule: messenger RNA, 1879 nt
Organism: Hevea brasiliensis (rubber tree)
Lineage: Eukaryota; Viridiplantae; Streptophyta; Magnoliopsida; Malpighiales; Euphorbiaceae
Product: probable isoprenylcysteine alpha-carbonyl methylesterase ICMEL1
Exons: 11
Coding region: 270-1694 (474 amino acids)
Source: RefSeq, a predicted model, not a curated record